This is a messenger RNA of Stegastes partitus (bicolor damselfish), 2949 nucleotides long. RefSeq names its product RIMS-binding protein 2-like. Gene Ontology annotation, biological process: neuromuscular synaptic transmission. The annotation marks the transcript as partial. Gene Ontology annotation, molecular function: protein binding. The transcript has 14 exons. Lineage: Eukaryota; Metazoa; Chordata; Actinopteri; Pomacentridae. The record is from RefSeq and is a predicted model, not a curated record.
AUAGCAGAGGUCUUGUACCCCACAGCAGACUAUGUGACCGUGGAGUUAAACAGGAUUCAGUGUCUGGAGGCCAGGGAAGUCAUUGUAAGGACGUUAUCAACACAAGGAGAGUCCCAAGACUCGCCUGUGGCCAUCAUCCCGCACAAUCUCUUGGGCUCUCCGCGUCUCUCCCACAGAACAACCGCACCUCCACAUUCUAUGCCACACCCACAGUCCCAUCCGGUGCACUCACAGACCCAUCCCCCGUACCCGUCGACGUACCCCCCAACCCACCCCCAGCCCCAGGUGCAGCCUCUGCCUCGAGCCCAGCCCCACACGCUGCCCCACGCACAGCCGCACUCGCAGCCCGUCCGCCACCCUCCCGCUCCCCCUCCUCAUGCCCAGCCUCAUUUUCAGCGCCACCCUAUGCCCAAGUCCAAACCAUUAGUAAGUGCCAGAGAGCCAGAAACCAAAGAGCAUGAGGUGGGCCUGCGGUCAGCCCAGCCCUGGGAGCGCUCCCCCUCUCCGUUGCCUCCCAUGCGCGGACCCAACCUGGAGCCGCCGCACUUCCCGCCUCGGCGAUCCCCCUCUCCUCAGAGGAUCCUGCCGCAGCCUCAGGGAGUCCCCAUCCCCAACACCAUCGCCAAGGCCAUGGCCAGGGAAGCUGCCCAGAGAGUGUUUGCUGAGGGCAACCGGGUUGAGAAAAGGAACAUCUUCAGCGAGCGAGGUAAUGCCCUGCAUCCACUCAACUCUGAUGAGGAGGAGGAUGGCUACGACUCCCCUCAUGCGAGGAGGAGAGGAGCCUCGGUGGAUGAAUUCCUCAGAGGCUCAGAGUUGGGCAGACAGCACCACCAUCACCACUACAGCCACAGCGAGGAGUACCACACGGAGAGCAGCCGGGGUUCUGACCUGUCCGACAUCAUGGAGGAGGAUGAGGAAGAUCUGUACUCUGAGAUGCAGCUGGAGGAGGGCCGCAGGCGCAGCAUCAACUCUCACAACACUCUGAAGGCGUAUUACAAGCGUCAGGACUUAGCCGAGGAAAGAGACUGCUGGGAUCUCCAGAGGGAGGUGGUGAAGCAGAGGUCGCUCCGCAGCAAGCGUCUCCACAGCAUCCCCGAGGUGGCCGAGGAAGAGUCGGACAGCGUGGACAGCAUGGGCCAGCGCCUGUGCUUCGAAGAGGGCGGGCGGCCGGGGACGCCGCACACUCAGCGGAGGAUGUACCCCCAGGACGCUCACAUGCGCAACCAUCUCACACCCAACAAGAACUCCCGCCUGCAGCGCCAACGCUCUUCCCCUCGCUUCACCGACAGCCGCUACUGCUACAGUGCAGACGACCGCAGUUUAGGGCGACCCAACCGCCAGAACACCAAGAGUCCUGACAGUGGUUUAGACUGCGGCAGCGAGGAAGAAGGCUCUCUAGGACGGGGUCAUCGAGGGUACUACGCUCAUGGGAGUCCCAUGCGGGGGCCUGUGCGCAUCAUCCACUGUGAAGGCCCGGUAGAGAGGCGGGCGCUGGCUAUGGGCCGCAAAAGAACUCUGACCCGCCAGUGCAGCGUGGAGGAGGAGUUCUCUGACAUCCCACUGUCUGCAACCAAGUCGGUACACACGGGUGACUUUAGGAACAGGGAGCACUUUGGGCCUGGUCGGGAGGCCGGGCCGCGAAACUACUCCAGGGAAGGUGCCCUGAGCGAGGGCAGGCUGAACGAGCUGGACAGGGUCUAUUACAGCCCCCACAGGGAGGCUAGGGCCCAGUCUUUGUCCAGGCUCAACCGGGACCAGCCGCUGAUCAUUGGGAACUCACCGUCACAUGGAAGCGCAGAUCGUCUGGACCAUUCAGGGAGGAGGCCGGUUCACAUCGGCACCCCCUCUCAGCGACGACCCAUCCCAUCCAUUGAGAUCACCAUGGACAGUAACAGUGAGGGGAGUGAGGGGAACCUCUCACCCGUCAAGGAGGAUGUUUACUAUGGCAGUGUAGCUCGGCGCAGGAUAUGGCGAUCUAUGUCCUCAGAGGAUCAAUAUGACGGCUAUGGCGGGCGCAGACACGGGCGGGGACGGCGCUCCCCGGAUUACUAUGAGGAAUCAGAGCUGGACGAGAUGACCCGAGUGUUUGUGGCUCUCUUUGACUAUGACCCCCUGUCCAUGUCUCCCAACCCCGACGCUGCUGAUGAGGAGCUGCCAUUCAAGGAGGGCCAGAUCAUCAAGGUGUUUGGCAAUAAAGACACAGACGGUUUCUACAGGGCGGAGAUCCGAGACCGAGUGGGUCUGAUCCCCUGUAACAUGGUCUCUGAGAUCCAAACGGAGGACGAUGAAAUGAUGGACCAGCUCCUUAAACAGGGCUUCCUCCCACUCAACACUCCUGUAGAGAAGUUAGUGAACUGUGACCGUUUCAAAGAUGGCCGCUCAAUUAAUCGCAGGUCCAGAAAAUCCAAGAGAGAAAGAAACAGGCGGAGCGGGCGUCAGCAUCCAAUGUCAACGCGGAGAAUGGUGGCUCUGUAUGACUACGACCCCCGAGAGAGCUCCCCCAACGUUGAUGUUGAGUAUGAAGGCAACAGACUGAAUGAGGAGGCUGAACUGACUUUCUGUGCCGGUGAUGUCAUCACAGUUUUUGGUGAAAUAGAUGAAGAUGGCUUUUACUAUGGCGAGCUCAAUGGACACAAGGGACUUGUUCCUUCCAACUUUCUAGAAGAAGUGCCUGAUGAUGUAGAGGUUUUUCUCACUGACUCACCAUCUCGGUACCCCCAGGACACUCCAGCACGGAUAAAGACCAAAAGGGUUCCAUUGGAAAAAUCGGGUCCGCCCAGAAGAGCAGCCUCUCCCACAGUGCGUCCACACAUCCCUGGCUCUGGCCCUGCCACCGUGGGGCCCGGCAGUCCCAUCAGGGGCCCAAUGGACUUGUACUCCUCCAAAAAGAAAAAGGGACUGCUCUCCAAAGGGAAGAAACUAUUGCAAAGACUUGGCGCUGUAAAAUAA